Vespa crabro (European hornet) is the source of this 5809-nucleotide messenger RNA. RefSeq lists its product as uncharacterized. The record is from RefSeq and is a predicted model, not a curated record. Lineage: Eukaryota; Metazoa; Arthropoda; Insecta; Hymenoptera; Vespidae. The coding region runs from base 4962 to 5642 and encodes 226 amino acids. The transcript is spliced from 4 exons.
GAUAGCGUAGUACUCGAGGAGCAGAACCGCGUGUAUCGACCGCUGACGUCAUCCAUCCCCACUAAGCUACGUCACGUAUACGCUUCGUCGUCGGAGUGGAGAUUGACGCAGUGCCGUGUGAUCUCGUUGGCGCAUUAAAUCCAUCAGCUUAAACGCCUUAACUUUGCCUUAAACUUGAACCAAUAGACUUGCACGACGAUCGAUCGAUACCAACAGCUUAAUUCUUCGUACUUUUUUAACGCAUUUCUCCGCAUGAUCAACUAAUAUUUGCGAUAGAAUAGGUCGCUCCGACGGUACAAAUAUACAGGAUUCCUUUAAAUUUUCUAACGAUGUCACGGCAUUUUAAUACGUAUAAGGGAUGAUAAUCGAUUAUUCUGUAAGUCUAAAUUCUAUUUUGUAAGUCUAUAUGAUAGAGUCGAAAGCAGGGAACGUAUAAAAACAACCAUAUAUUCUUUAUUAUUCUCUUCGGAAUAAAAGAAAUAAAUAAAUGAUAAACUAUUAUGUGCGCGUAUCUAAUAUACCUACGUCUUAUUGUACUCGCGUUAAUGCAGCCAAAUACGACUUUUACAAAUAUAUAAGAGCGUAAAACACACACAAGAGGGAAAACAAGACGAUCGUUCUUUCGACGUCAUCUAGAAUCUUGCUAAAAAUAGAAAAUCGUCUGAAAUAUUCAAAGUCGAUAUACCGUAACGCGAGGGAAAGGCACGUGCUUAGAUUACGUCAAGAGAACGGUAUGAUACGGUCCUGAGGCCAAGGGAGGCUGAGUACAAAAGUAUUGAUCCGCUUUGCCACCACUCUUGGCGCAGCAGUUACUCCCACCGCUUCGCGUCUCCGCUGCCGCCGCCACCACCGCCGCCGCCGCCGCCGCCGCCGCCAUCACCCCCGUGCUCAUCGUCGUCCUCGUCAUCGUCGUAUCUUCUCGUAGCUUCCCUCUGCGUUUUCCAUCCUUGCUCGGCCUUUCCCGCCCUUUCUAGAACGUCGAGAGAGAGAGAGAGAGAGAGAGAGAGAGAGAGAGAGAGAGAGAGAAUUGACGAGCGGGAAACUUCGCCCUCGAUUUUUCUCAUAGAAUGGUAACGCGCUAUCGUGAAGCCUCUCUCUCUCAUGUAGAAGCAAGCGCAAGGAGAAACAAGACCCUUUGUUAUUCUUCCCUUCGUUUGUUUUGCUCAUUACCCACCUUUCUAGCACUACUAGAGCCCAUCGAUAUUCCAUUACGCGACACGACCUCGUGAAAGAAACCAAUUAAGACACGAUGCGGGCAAAUAUCUUGCCAAUUUUGUGUCGCUAAAGUAAAAAAAGUAAGGGAAAAAAGAUUUAUUAUAAAAAUAUUACGUCGAUCAAGCUGGAUCAAAAAAGAUCAAAGUCGCAACGCGAACUUUAAACUUUUCUUUUCUUAAAAGUUUCUUCGAUAAAACGCAUAAGAGGAAGAAUCUCGUAUAUAUCGUAGAAAGAAAGAAAACGUCGGAUGACGUUGCUCGUUAGGCGAAUUGUAAAACGUUAUAAUUAUUCGACAUCGUAUCAGGCUGUAAUAGUAGAAUUCGUUUCGCACGUACCUACUUCUGAGCUAUCGGACACGUGGCUCGUGGUGAGACACGUGUCACGAUGCCAUGAUGUCGCAGUUCCACCCGAUUUCCCUCCGCUCUCCUCUUCUAUCUGUUCUUUUUUUCUUGUUUCCUAAUUAUAGGGAUUUAAGCAGCUCCGAGGCACGCCAUCGUGCGGCUCAGGUAUAAGUGGUACGUAAAGUUCUCCCGCGUGUUAACGAUAAAGAAAGAAGAGCGGGUUCUAAGAUCUAUCUAAGUGGGUAAGUGUACUCGGAUAUGUUAAGGAUCGUAUCGCGAUCAAGGCAUCGCGAUUGAAACGUAGGGCCCUGACACGGGCUUGACGCAAGGUUGUGACGCAUCGGUAGCGGCAAUUGGUACGACAGAAUCGACGCGAAACGAGGAGAAACGAGUGCGGACGGAGGCGGCGUGUGGGUGUCUCUGUAGAUAUAUACAAGCAUCGCUUCGAUGGGGUCGUUAAAAUUAACGAGCGUAUUCUCGGCUUCUCAAAAGUGUCGCGAGCUUACAUUUGUCACGCACACCGAUCGCCGACAUUUGCAUUGCCGAGAAUAUGCGUUUUUUCCGUAAUACGAUACCCACGCGACGUUCAACUUAGGAACGAAGCAAGUGGCAAAAGUAGUAAGGGGAGCCGAACCGAAAAAAAGGAAUAGGAAUGUUGAUACGGCCGUUAACCCUUUUAACCAUGGCCCAACGAAUACCAUGAGUCUCAAAGAGGCAACAAUAAGGAAGGAUUAUUCUUAUCUAUUAUUCUUCUCGAACGAGUAAUCGGUUCGUACGAUCGAAUUUCCUACCGUCGAAUUUCCAAUCGAUAUUCGACCAUUGCCGGAGGAAUAAUCGAAGGACGGUCGAUGUCGAUGGGAAUAUCUAACGAUACGGUAACGAUAAUGCGCUUUCCUCCAACGAUCGUAUUCUCUCUCUCUCUCUCUCUCUCUCUCUCUCUCGGGAACGAUUCGUGCGACCUUUCGCGCAACCAACUGAUUUUUAUCGCGGCGUACGUUACACCGCUAAUUUCUUACGAUACUCGUCGAUAGCAGGCGGGAGGGAGAGAGAAAGUAGGAAAGAGCACGAAGGGGCCUCGCUUUCGUAAAGCUAACGAUCCGUAAGUCUGAAACGAGCUCGAGCAAGCAGCCGGGCUUUUUCGGUCGAGGGUUGCCGCGCGCGAACUAUUCCAUAAGAGCAGACGCUUGGAAAAAAUAUGCUGCGGAUACGCGUAAAUGGUUGCCCAUAUAUAUCCUUGCCCUAUACGAUGCCCUAGAGCAUACGCUAAAAACGCGAGAUGUUGCAGAAAUCCUUGUGCUCCUUAUUGUUCGCCAAGAGUUUCGAGGAGGACUCUGCUGGUGUGAACCAAUCGCGUCGCCAUCGAAUUUCUUGAAUUUCCUCUAAUUCGCUCCUCGUUUUUAAGCAAGUCCUCUCCCAUGGCUCUCUUUACAGCGAACGUUUGACGCAUAAAUAGCAGAGAUGCGGGUGCAUCGUCUCUCCUCGUAAGCUGCCUCGUAGACUGCCUAGUUUCCUUCCCAACUCCCUCGAAACUCGUAUACUCCCCUGCGGAAGUAUCUAGAUAGAGGCUAUGUACGCUGGCACGUCGUGUGGCUUUUGCUAAACAACCAAAGAUACAUUCAACGAGCGAAUAAAUCUUUUAUCGCGCGAAGGUUUGUUGCACGUUCAACGAUCGGACGAUCUCGUAAUUCCGUAACAGAAAAAAAAAGAAACGUACGAGGAGCAUCAGUAGAAAAGCAUCGUCCAAUUAAGAGGUUCUCUUUCACUCGCGCGGAUUUAACGUGACAUCAAAGAAAUCCAUGCAUCAUAUCCAGGCCCGUCGCGACGACAGCUGCAUUUUCCCGGCGAUUUCUUAAAAACAUCGUCGCGUCGCGAGGUUGCCUCCGGGGGCGAAAAAGAAAAAUGUCAGAGAGAGCGAGCGAGUGAGCGAGCCUUUGAGAGACACCGAGAGACGAUGACAGCUGCGCGUCGUUGUCGAUCAACAACGUUCUUUCUGCUUCUCGACGAAAGUGGCUUCGUUCGGUGACCGGUAACUCGAUCCAAUCCAUUCCAAAUCUACCAAAAUUUAUUUCCUACAACGACGAGACAGAAUUACCUCUCAAAGUCCACCCUCUCUGGUCUUAUUUCCGAUACGUGUUGCAACUCGGUGUAAGGCGUGCACGAACGAACGAACGAACGAACGAACGAACGAACGAACGCGAGCAGAUUUAUCAAAUAGGCGCGAGACACGCUUAAACACAUGUACAUUGUAAAAACAAGGGAGCACUUUUAAUCGAUAUAACGAAGCUUUUAACGAGUACAAAUUCCCUCCUCCCUCCGCUCUUUUUCAUUUUCUUCUACCAAUCUUAUUUUCUACUUCGAAUGCAUCGCUCGACGAUAUCUGUGAGUGUCAUAAGUGUUAAUGCUCAUCGUUAAAAGCAUAUCGAGUCGGCAUUCAAAACGAGGAAGAGCCGAGUUUAAAAUCCAUCGACGCGAAAAGCGCAUCCUAGGCUCGCGCUUGUUUUGCGCCACACUAUUGCGCUUUCUCCGUCAUCUUUGCUUCCUCUUAUCUCCUACGAGAAAGUAACGAUGUUUUUUAGAUGGACGACGAGUCAAAUCGGCGAAGUUAAUGCAUCCACGCACGACGACGGGAUUAUUCCGAGCAAUUUUCAGGUUCUAGUAAUAAGCGCUAAGAAAUAAUCGGUGCAAACUAUCAAAGGAGCUUUAACUAAGGAAUAAAAUUAAUCGACGAUUCGCGAAAUUAUUCGCGAUAAGUGGUAAAGUGCAUGAACGAAUACGAGUUUCCAGGUCGACGGCACGUAUUCGUCGACAUUUUCACGUCGUAAUAAUCAAGCCAGAGAGAAGAAUUCAUCCGAUGGAUCGCAUCCGCGACAAACCCCGCGCCCGUUCUUUCCCUUUCUUCCGUCUCCUGUCCCCUAUUUACGGUCUAUUUUCAUGAAAUAAUAACACGGCUUAUGCGUAACUGUCAGUUAGUUAAAAGCGAUAAAUAAACAAGGCGAGCUCGCGGCUGGCAUUUCCUUCGAGGCUUUCCAUUCGCAACAGGAUGAUGUCGCGUUCUCACGGACACGGAGAAUGAAAAUUUCGUUUCAUAAUCGGCCCGAACGAAUCAACGAAGAACGAAUAACGUCGAACGACCGUGCAUAAUUGUGCUCCGAUUUGACAUCGUCCAAAGCGGACGAAAACUUCCGUUAUCGAAGGUAAACUAAUUUUCACAAUAUUUACAACGUAGGUAUAAUACGUUAUUAUAAUAGAGCGGCCUAUUUGUUUAUCUUGUGCUCGUUCGAACGAACGAGAGUACGACGUCCUUGGGACGCGGUUCGAUGCGGUCCGACGCGCGAUGCCUAUCUACCGUAUAAAAACAGGCCCGAGCCAGGAUUUUUUCGCAAAACUCUGCGUGUUAAAGCCGCAAUGGCGAGGUUACCGGUGGUCCUCCUUUUCCUGAUAUCUCCGCCUUUUCUCGACAACGGAGAUGCUCUGAUACAAGACGGCUUAUCCAAGUUAUUGUUCGGCUCCCUGGCUACGAUAAAAAACGUAAGGAUCCCCGAGUUACUGAAUCAAUUGUGCAACGAAUCGCAAGGCGCCAACGUUACGCUGCGCGAUGCCUGUUACGGUUGCUUUUAUAGGGCGAGCAAUCAACCAACGGGAUAUCCCUUGCUAUUAAGUAUGUCCGCGUGCGCGGACAUGUACCUGAAUAAUACCGAUUACGGUCACUGCCAAACCUAUCUGAGAAAUGCGACGAAUAAUUUGAACAACCGUGUCGGUCCUGUUACGAUCUACUGUACCUUCCUCGAGUGCAUUCGGCAAGUGAACAAGGACACGCUGGACGCUUUGCGCGCAACCAUAAGGGAAGAAGGAACAACGACGGGCCGGAAAGCACGAAGGAGGAAUUCCGGCUUUAUAAUAAAAAUAUAUCCUCGCACUUUGAGAGCCGUUUGCGCGUUCAGAGAACAGCAAAACACCGAUUCCAUUACCGUACGACCCGGAGCAGAGCCCAUCGAUCCCAGAACGAAUCCUGCAAGUCCUCGAAAAUCCCAAUUAGAAACUUUUGUCUCCGACGCUUUAAUUACAUGCACCAAGAGCCAACUGUAAUAAGUCCCCUUGUAUAUAGGCGCAUACGUACGUACUCACGUACUUACGCGUACGUAGAUGGUGGGGUGUAGAUAGGUAUACGAUAAUCCCAUCCCAUGGAAUGCAUUGUAUAAAUAACAAAAAAGCUGUAUGUAUGUAUGUAUGUAUAUAAAAGUCCUUUUAUACGA